CAGAGAGAAGACACUUAGAGGGACUUGACUCUCCUCUUAGUGUGCUCCACUGCUCUGUCAAACCUCUCUUUCUGCUCCUUUUCUCUGUGAAUCCUUUCCUCUCAGAGAACACAAUGUCGUUCAGAACUACCAAAACCUCGAGAUCCAGCAGCGUGAGAACUAGUGCAGGUGGAGGAAGCUUUGGAGGUGCAAGUGGAGGAAGCUUUGGAGGUGCAAGUGGAGGAAGCAGCUAUGGAGGUGGAAGGAGCUUUGGAGGUGGAGCUGGAGGUGGAGGAGGCCAAAGAUCCUUUUCCUCACAAUCUGUCACAUAUGGUGCUCGACCACAAAUCUCUAGCUCAUAUCAAUCAUCCUUGAUGAGUGGUAGUGGUGGUGGUGGUGGUGGAUACGGUGGUGGUGGAUUUGGUGGUGGUGGUGGAUUUGGUGGUGGUGGUGGUGGUGCUGGUGGUGGAUUUGGUGGCGCUGGAGGUUACGGUGGUGGUGCAUAUGGCAUCUCUUUCGGUCAAGGCGGUGGUGGUGGUGGUUUCCCUGGUGCAGGUGGUGGGGGCAUCACAGCCGUCACAGUCAACACGCAACUGCUGGCACCCGUUAACAUUGACAUCGACCCCAACAUCAGCACCGUCCGCACCCAUGAGAAAGAGCAGAUCAAGACCCUGAACAACCGCUUCGCCAGCUUCAUUGACAAGGUCCGCUUCCUGGAGCAGCAGAACAAAGUUCUGGAGACCAAAUGGAGCCUGCUGCAGGAUCAGACCACCACCCGCUCAAACAUUGACGCCAUGUUCGAGGCCUACAUCGCCAACCUGCGCAGACAGCUCGACGGGCUCGGCAACGAGAAGAUGAAGCUGGAGGGAGAGCUGAGGAACAUGCAGGGCCUGGUUGAGGACUUCAAGAACAAAUAUGAAGAUGAAAUCAACAAGCGUGCCAGUGUGGAGAAUGAGUUUGUGCUCCUGAAGAAGGAUGUAGAUGGCGCCUACAUGAACAAGGUUGAGCUGGAGGCCAAGGUUGACUCCCUUCAGGAUGAGAUCAAUUUCCUCAGAGCUGUCUAUGAGGCGGAACUCAAUGAGCUCCAGGGACAGAUCAAGGACACUUCAGUCAUUGUGGAGAUGAACAACACCCGCAGCCUGGACAUGGAUUCCAUUGUGGCUGAAGUCAAGGCUCAGUAUGAGGAAAUCGCCAACAAAAGCAAGAACGAUGCUGAAAGCUGGUACCAGCAGAAGUACGAGGAGAUCCAGAGCAGUGCAGGCAAUGCCGGAGAAGACCUUCGCAACACCAAGAGUGAGAUUGCUGAGCUCAACCGCAUGAUUAGCCGCCUCCAGAACGAGAUCGAGUCAGUCAAGGGACAGCGUGUCAACCUGGAGGCCCAGAUCGCUGAGGCUGAGGAGCGCGGUGAGAUCGCAGUGAAGGACGCCAAGCUCCGCAUCAGGGACCUUGAGGAUGCCCUGCAGAGAGCCAAACAGGACAUGGCCCGCCAGGUCCGCGAGUACCAGGAGCUCAUGAACGUCAAACUGGCCCUGGACAUUGAGAUCGCCACCUACAGGAAGCUUCUGGAAGGAGAGGAAAGCAGAGUUGCGGGUGGGGGCGCAACUGCAACCAUCCACAUCCAAUCUUCAUCAUCAGGAUCAGGAGGAGGUGGAGGAGGCGGCGGCGGCUUUGGUGGCGGCUAUGGCAGCGGCGGAGGCGGCGGUGGUGCCGCCUUUUAUGGCAGCGGCGGUGGCGGCGGCGGCGGCGGCGGCUAUGGCAGCAGCAGCAGCAGCAGCUAUGGUGGCGGUGUAAGCAGCGGCUAUGGCGGCAGCAUCAGCGGCGGCGGCGGCAGCCGCAGCAGCUAUGGCGGCGGCGGCAGCAGCGGCAGCAUGAUUAUGAAAACGUCAAGCAGCAGCACCAAACAGUACCGUUAAAAACAGCAGAUGUUGUUCCCUCCAUACUUAUUUUUCUUUCAUUUAGUUCUCCUCCUCUUGUCCCUUCCCUUCUCUCUGACGCUCAGUCAUAAAACGUACUUAACCCCAUUCAACUCUCUUUCUCACAAACAUUUGACCAUUCUCAUUUACCAGAUCCAUGUAAUGGUUCAGCUCUCUCUGACUUUAGUUAUUGUGUCCCUGCUCCCUCUUUGGCACCUACAGUACUACCUACAGAGAUUACUUCAGGAUACAAGUCGAGAUAGAGAAAUGAUUAGAGCAGAAACUGAGAGCAGCAGAAAUGUGAGUCAGUCCUCUCUUCCUUUGAUCAGUCAGCCCGGCUGGCUUUUGGUUGCUAGAUUUGCUGUCAGGCAGACAAGAGGAUACUUGUAGUGUCAUGACACAGUUUCCUUACAAGGCAACAAUCAUUGCACACAAAAUGCAAAGAGCAGCUUAACGUCUUCUCUGUUGUCUCACAUCCUUCAUUUUGAUGUGCAUUUUAAAAUCAUCAAAAGCAGCCACAUAUAACACUCUCAUAAUUUCCUUUUAUGAUUCUCUGGUGUUUGGAUCCUGUUUCACUUUCCAUUUACACGCUGAAAAAAAAAGAAAUACGUAAAAGGCUGAUUGUGAAAACAAGAAUUAUUGUGAAUCUGUACUACCCGAACAUCUGCAAUAAAUCUGAUUUCAUACCCAU
This is a messenger RNA of Trematomus bernacchii (emerald rockcod), 2583 nucleotides long. Its product is annotated as keratin, type II cytoskeletal cochleal-like. NCBI's taxonomy places the organism in Eukaryota, Metazoa, Chordata, Actinopteri, Perciformes, Nototheniidae. Gene Ontology annotation, cellular component: keratin filament. The transcript has 9 exons. Gene Ontology annotation, biological process: keratinization; intermediate filament organization. Gene Ontology annotation, molecular function: structural constituent of skin epidermis. The record is from RefSeq and is a predicted model, not a curated record. The coding region runs from base 114 to 1892 and encodes 592 amino acids.